Molecule: messenger RNA, 1572 nt
Organism: Suillus fuscotomentosus
Lineage: Eukaryota; Fungi; Basidiomycota; Agaricomycetes; Boletales; Suillaceae
Product: pheromone A receptor-domain-containing protein
Exons: 5
Coding region: 146-1363 (405 amino acids)
Biological process (GO): G protein-coupled receptor signaling pathway
Cellular component (GO): membrane
Molecular function (GO): mating-type a-factor pheromone receptor activity
Source: RefSeq, a predicted model, not a curated record
CUCGAUCCACAUUGAACUCCUUUGCCAUUGUUCAAUAGUGAUAUAGUGGAAUCAGAUUACACAUUAUGAUCCACAUUUCAAGGCCUCAUAAACGUCUUGGUGUCUCGUUUGAUGAGACAUUGUUAUCGUACCUUUCACUCUCAUCAUGCACCCGGAGUUUCCACCAGUCGCGUUCCUCGCAGCUCUAUCACUUCUCCUCACUCUGCCAUGGCAUUGGCGAGCCCAAAAUGUCGCAACUCUCUCUAUCAUUGCCUGGCUUUUCAUUCUCAAUGUCGUGUAUGGUGUCGAUGCCAUGAUCUGGGCUAACAAUGUAAACAUCGUCAUCCCAGUGUGGUGUGACAUUACCAGUAAAAUCAUUAUUGGAUCUACAUUUGCCCUCCCAUCCGCCUGCCUGUGCAUCUGCAUCCAUCUAGAGCAUGUCGCGUCGGUACAUCGGGCCAAAAGUCCGUUGAGCGACAAACGUGUCCGCCAGCUUUUCGAACUAUUCAUGUGUUUUGGACUGCCAAUGUGUUUCAUGGGACUUCAUUAUAUUGUGCAAGGUCAUCGAUUCGAUAUUAUCGAGGAGUACGGUUGUCGUCCAACAACAUACGUCUCAAUCCCUGCCAUCUUUCUCAUAUGGGUGCCUCCACUUCUGUUAUCCACGAUUGCUCUUGGUUUUGCAUGUGCUUCUUUCGUCCAUUUCAUGCGACGUCGGUUUACAUUCGCACAUCACCUUGAUACGUCUCGGAAUGGCUUGACAACUUCUCGCUACCUCCGUUUAAUGCUUAUGGCAGUCGUAGAAAUGAUCUGGAACAUCGCGGUCACGUCCUACACCCUCUGGUUCAGCACAGUGGACAUGCGCCCGUGGACGAACUGGGAUGAUGUGCAUUCGAACUUCUCACGCAUCGACCUAUAUGCCACUGCCUUCACACCGCAGAUCGUUCUCACUAACUUUUAUAUCAUAUGGUGGAUUGUUCCCACCUCCACCUUCAUUUUCGUGGCGUUCUUUGCUUUCGGCAAAGACGCUGUGAAUGAAUACACUGCAUGCAUAGUGUGGAUCCGCCGAAAAGUCCUCAAGCAAAGGAUCGAACAAACCACUCUAGGCUCUGUUUCACCCGCGAAGUGUCCUCGUGCCGUUUUGCCAUCACUACCGAGGAUGCCCGCGUCUCGAACUAGGUUCGACGACAAGAUCGACGACUAUCACCCAUUUCCCCAUAACAAGCAAGCUUCUAAAUUUCCCGCACCUGCCUCUUAUGCACGAGCGUAUGGAUCUAUGCAGGAUUUCCGAACGCUUGACGCACCUCCAACUCACCCUGGUUUUUCUUAUGUUCUUGAUAUCUCCCCGACUCGUCAUCACUCUCCAGAUGUUCACCAAAUGGUGUAGCACUUCCGAUCUAACCUCGUAUAUUGCGACUGCUGAGGCCAGCGCCUAGCCUCUUCGUUUGAUACAUGCUACGUUUCCUAAUAGUUCAUGUCAUGGACAUGAUGUACACUCUUUACGCGUCUCACUUUCCACAUUCAUUCAAUUAUCCUGAUCUGUAGUACACAAUCAUUUGCUUACUUUUCAUGUCACAACAACACGCUCAUUUGUAC